This is a messenger RNA of Dendrobium catenatum, 537 nucleotides long. Its product is annotated as putative GEM-like protein 8. Lineage: Eukaryota; Viridiplantae; Streptophyta; Magnoliopsida; Asparagales; Orchidaceae. Bases 1 to 537 code for a protein of 178 amino acids. The transcript is spliced from 4 exons. The record is from RefSeq and is a predicted model, not a curated record.
AUGAAGAAUCAAAGCCAGGGCUCAGUCAUUGGUUAUCCUGUUAUUCUUGAGCCAAUUGUUGCAUACAGUCGGCCUGCAGAAUACGGCACUGCUCAUCUGAAGCAAAAGAGAUUGGAGUCCAUCAUUGAUCUGAUGAACAAGUUUAGAAGAAAAGCUGAUAAUCUUGCACAGGGCAUCGGAGAUCAUGGUGAAAAGCUGAUUCAGGCAUUCCAGUGCCAUCUUUCAACAACAGCUGGUCCCAUUCCAGGACUCCUCUUCAUUUCAACAGAAAAAAUUGCUUUCAUUAGUGACCGAUCUCUGCUCGUCAGAUCUCCUAAAGGAUAUGUUGCCAAGAUUCCUUGCAAGGUAUUGAUUCCACUGAGAAGAAUAAAAGGUGCAAAUCCAAGUGAAAAUUCUAACAAGCCAAAUCAGAAGUAUAUUCAGAUUGAAACUACUGAUGCUUUCGAGUUUUGGUUUAUGGGUUUUGUUUGUUAUCAAAGAUCAUUUAAGAAUUUGAAGCAAGCAAUAUCAGAAUCACAAAUGAGCUAUCUGAAGUGA